CUCCGGGCCUAGCAGGAGGUGAGGGGAAAGGAGGAGGAAGAGGCGGCGUCGGUGGAGCAGCCAUGGCGGCCUCCAGCAGCACCAGUAGCUCCCGUCGGGCGGAUAACGGCCUUGGGGGCGGUGGCGGGCAGCAGCAGCAGCAGCAAACGGCAGGUUCCCGUCGACGGAAAGGGCCGGGCGCCUUAGCCACGGCCUACUUGGUCCUCUACAACGUUGUCAUGACAGCAGGUUGGCUUGUUAUAGCUGUUGGAUUAGUCAGAGCAUACAUCGCCAAAGGUAGCUACCACAAUCUAUAUUAUUCAAUAGAAAAGCCUCUGAAAUUCUUCCAGACUGGAGCUUUGCUUGAGAUCCUGCACUGUGCAAUAGGGAUUGUUCCUUCUUCUGUUGUACUGACUGCUUUCCAGGUGAUGUCAAGGGUUUUUCUGACUUGGGCUGUAACCCAUAGUGUAAAAGAGGUGCAAACAGAAGACAGUGUCCUCCUCUUUGUUGUUGCCUGGACGGUCACAGAGAUUAUCCGUUACUCCUUUUAUACAUUCAGUUUAUUAAACCAUCUCCCUUAUCUCAUCAAAUGGGCCAGAUACACCUUGUUCAUUGUGCUCUAUCCAAUGGGAGUUUCAGGAGAAUUGCUCACAAUAUAUGCUGCUCUGCCCUUCGUUCGGCAAUCUGGUUUAUAUUCCAUUAGUUUACCUAACAAAUACAAUUUCUCAUUUGACUACUAUACAUUUUUGAUCCUGACUAUGAUAUCUUAUAUUCCAAUUUUCCCUCAGCUGUAUUUUCAUAUGCUACACCAGAGAAGAAAAGUCCUUUCCCUCACUGAAGAGCACAAGAAAUCUGAGUAAUUCCAGCUUUUGUUCAGAGCUGUGUGUGUGCAUGGAUAAAUGCUUUCAUGCACACAUAAUCCAAGAAAGCUUUCAGAAGUUUAUAAACAAUAUAGAAUAUUAAAAUGAAAAUCAAAAUAAAUGUUUGGUUAAGUAUUACACAUCUUAAGAACUAGUAAUUUUUCAACUAAAUUUCAGCAUGUUAUUUUAUAAUGCAACUUUAUCAUUCAUUUGCUUUCUGGUUAUUAGCUUUGAAAAAACCUAUUACAACGUGAUUUUCUUGAAUGGUAUGAGGGAUAAAGUGUAUGUAGUGCUUGAUCAGGGAUUAUUUUAUCAAUUAAUGGCUUUUGUGCAUGUCACCUUCAUAUGUAUACAUUAUUGUAACAGUAUUAUCUGGAAUGCUUUUUACAACUGCUCUAGACCUAAUAACAAAGAGAUUUAUGAAGUCCCACAAAAGACUGUACUGACUUUGGGUCUAGAAGGGCUUGUUCUCCUUGGAAUUCAGACCUACAAAGAGAAACUUGCAGUGCAUUGAUUGCAGCAGUUAGCUGGUCGCAUAAUCUGCACAACUGAGUGGGGCCUUAAAAUAAUUCAGAGUUGCAUAACUGUGUUUGAAAGUUGCAACCUAUACCUCAAACUAUUGUUCUCCUGCUGUUCUUGAAUGCUCCUCUUACAGGUUUUUUUUACUUGACACCUAAUUUUAUUGAAAUGCACACAAUAUACGUAAUUUAUAAUGGAUGUUGUUUAAUAUAGAACUAAUGAUUUCUAAGAACUGAUGAAAAUAUGUGACAUUGAUGUUCAUCAUCUAGAAAUGUUCUCUCAUUUAAAGCAGGCUUUUUAGAGUUUAAAAUUCAAAAUGUUUUUUAACAUGAUUAUUAAUUUUGUGCUUAAAAGCACUGAAUAUUGGUCAGUCCAGUUUACUGCAAAGCUUUCCCAUUCAGACAAUGACAUUUUUAUAACUUAACCAGAUGGGAAAUGUUGGUCUUUAAUAUUUUUUAUUAAACAAUCUGUUUAGGACAGUCUGGAUCAAAAUGCUAAUUGUUACAUACCACCUUGUUUACUUGCUGAAUGGAAAAGAAAACAUGACUUCUUAAAAUGACCAAGUUUUCUUUCUGCCUGAAGAGAAUUAAUCAUUAAUUAUUAGCGCAAACAAUGCCUAAAGAAGAGAAAUAGAAGUUUAAUUUUAUGAUUGUGGAAUACAGUGGGAAAAUAUCAUUAAGUUUUUAAAUGUAUUGGUUACUUAUGUGUAUUGGUAAAUCAUAAACUUCACUGCAUUCACAUGAGACCUUAUUCAAGAUUAUUAGAGUAAUCUUUGAAAGUGACAUCCUUGUUUCUCAUUUAUUCCGUGACACCAAUUCUUAUCACCCACACUGUCAUACUUUACCUUAUUUGCAAAUACACGCUUUUCUCACAGUCAAUUCCAUUAUUUCUUCCCAUUCUGAACAUAUAUAUUAUUCAGCAAGCCCCAGCUUAUAUUGGAUAGUCCAAACAUGUCUGGAAAGUGUAUAUGCCACAUCCACUUGGUCAUUCUGAAGGAGAACUGGUAUUGUUCACUGAAUGUGCAUGUUGUCCUUAAUAAUUAAUCUUGCCUGGGACACUAAUGGGACCUUCUGCCUUUUAAGGUCGUGAUACUUAUAGGUUGAGUAUGAAGCCUAACAGCCCAUAUAGCAAGAAAUGCUUUAAGGCUAGAAAAGAAUUGUGGCAUUCUCUACUUUCAGUUCACGAUGCCAGUUCAGAUCAAGAUAUCCAGGAACGUCAUCUCGAUGUAUCUUAAUCUGCAACACAAUAAAGAUAUGUAAUAUAGAUGAACCGAUUGACAGUGACAGAGCAAGUCAGCACAUACUGUACAGAUGUCAUCAAAGUCAUACCUGUAAGUUGCCUGUACAAUGUAGUCAGUUUCCCACAAUUACUAUUUUGUAUUCGUAAUGCUUGUACACAUCUAAUACGAGAUUCCACAAGCCUCUGCUCCUUUCUUUUAGUCCUGUGAUUUGGCCAAGUAUUCUUUGUUCUCCUCUGACUUUGCACUGCUUUAAGGAAAAGGCAUAUCCUUGGCAGAUGGCAAGCAACACAAUUCUAAAAGUUUUGAUUUACAAUGGUGUAGGCACAUCAGAACAAAAAAGGGAAGUAUAACUUAAUGAAUACCAAUAGAAAUUGACCAACAAAAGUAAAUCUAUCAAUAUGAAAAUUUAUAGAAUUAUCAAAUAAUUUUAAAAGAUACAACAGUAAUCUACAUACAAAUCUGUCACUACCAUAUAAAACACUUUUCAAGGGAGUAAUUUAGACUAAGGUCCUUAGAAGAAGUGAGGAGGGGGAUUUUAUUUAGCUGUUCAUCUGUUGAAAAACUAUUUGGACAGGCUUUUUCAGUGGCAGUUGUAUAUUCUCAAGUUAUCAAAAGUCUCCUUCAACCAUGAAACGAAUAAAAAUUCUAUAGUCUUUAUGACCUUGGAAAUAUAACUAUACACAUAGAAUAUAUAUCAAUGAUGUACAUUACUUGCCAACCUUAAAGAGAUGAAUAUGUACACAAUACAUCACUGGUAUCUCCUUCACUCCACACAGCCUGUUAACAUUAAAAGUAGAAAUGCUGUAUUUUCUUCCAGCUUAUCUCAUCAGUUCUCAAUUAUAGUGCCUUGGAUCAGGGCUGUAGUCCUGUGUUAACUUGUAAUUAAACAUCAAAAAGUGCUCCCAUUCAUUUGUAUUGCUUAAAACCAAUGAAAACUUUUGAUGCUAUUACCAAAAUACAAUGAUGAUGCACCAAUUAAAACUUAAAAAAAACACACCCAAUGUUAAAAUUUUACAUGAAGAGAUCAAAUGUUCUGGCAUGAAACUGAGACUAUUACAAUUUUUCUUCCUAUUGGACAGUAUUCCAUUCUCAAUAAUACAACACUAACACUUAAGAGGUGAUAAAUGAAAAUUCCCUGAAAAGAAACAAAAGCACUUAAGGAUUAUUCUAAUUUAAAAGGUUGUCACACAGUCUAGUCUAACCUGAGGUGAUUAAGGGAUUGAGUUAAUAAUUUAGUAUCUCUCUUUUUUCUUAUUUAUAUCCUAUAUUUUGGGCCAUAAUUUUUUCUACGUACCAAAUCCAUAUAUCCUUUUCAUCAUAUUGAGAUUCAUUUUUUUUACCAAAUAGUGCAUAUAUUCUUCCAUUUUCAACACUAUUCUUAUUUUCAAUCAACCUUAUCCUUAUUUUCCUCAUAAUCUUAUCUACAUACAUAAAUUUCCAUGGACAUUGUUUGAUAUAUAUAAUUCCUUGUGAACUACAUGUGAAUAGUUGUCAAAGAUAAUAUUCCUUACUGUUUUAAGAUUUCUUAAAAUAUUUCGUAUUUUGCCAAGGAAAACACUCCAAUUUGCACUGGGAAUAUUGUCCCAUCAGUCAAUUUCCUUCUACUAUGAUGUUGGUAAGUCUUUUAGGAAAUCUAAUUUUGCUAUGUAUUAGCAUUUCUCUUGGAUUCUGAACCACAAGGCAGCCCUUCUCCACCUACAUUUUGUAAGGGCUUCGGGUAUUCCAGGAGCUGUACUAGUGUGUUGCUUAUGUUCAGCACACAUCCUUUGGUUGGUCGGGAGUAUAAACUACAGAAGUCUUACCUGCCUUAUUGAUGAUCAAGCAAUUCCAGUCAGCACAACGGUUAUUCCAAAUCAACCUUAACUUUCUACUGAAGUUCCUAAAUGCUGUUUUACAUACCAACAAAUAUUUUUAUGUGUGAUGCAGAUGUGCAGCCCAUUCUAUUUCCCAUGUACGCAUACCUAUGCAGUUAUAUGGCAUUGUAUAUAAGCAGUUAUCAAUUGCAUAUACAGUAGAGUUCUGGUUAUCCAACUUAAACAGGCGGGCCCAAUCUCGAAUACCUGGAUCUGUCAGAUAACUGGAUCUGUGGAAGCGCGGGGCUUGUCACUUCUUAGUGGUGUGCUCCGUGCUUCUUAAAAGGCCCAGGCCCCUGCAGAAGGGAGAAGUUUCCUCCCUCCAGCAGGGGCCUGGACCUUUUAAGAAGCACAGAGGACACCGCCAAGCAGCAGCACCCCCUGCGCUUCCCUAGGCUGGGGCGCCUGCCAAAGGGAGAAGUUUCCUCCCUCCGCAGGGACCUGGGCCUUUUGAGAAGCGCGGAGCGUGUUAAUAAGAAGCGGCAAGCCCCACGCUUCCCCAGAUCCGUCUCCCCGGAUGUCCCUCGGCCAGGCCCUUGCUGGAGGAAAACAUUUCCUCCAGCAAUGGCUUGGCCGAGGAAAACCCACGGCCCGUUUCUCGGAGAGACAGACCCUUUCUGAAGCAAGAGCCUGUCCCUCCGAGGAAAGCGGAGCGUGUCCUGGAUCUCCCCGAGCCAAGCCCUUGCUGGAGGAAAGAGUUUCCUCCAGCAAGAGCCUGGCUGAGGGAGAUCUGGGGGGAUGUCCCUUGGUGAGGGCUCGCCCCUUGGGAAGCAGCCCACGAGCAUUACUGCCUAGCAGCGCUUGUGGGGUGCUUCCCAAGGAGCGAAGGCUCAGUCCAGAGAAGCAGUCCACAAGUGCUGCUGCAGCAGUGAUUGUGGGGCGCUUCCGGGAUGCUUCACCCUCCCUCGCCCUCUCCUUUUCUCGAGCUCCCUUCUCUCGAGAGAAAGAGAGGGAGAGGUGGGGCGCUUCUGGGACGCUUGCUCCUCCCUCUCCCUCUCCUCCACUCAAGAGGAGAGGGAGGGGCGCCCCCGGCAGCGCCUCGGAUGAUAUGGACGCUCGGUUAAACCGGAGCUCGGUUGACUUAAUCCUAGCAUUCUGUACUUAAUCCUAGCAUUCUUUUUUGCAAUUACGUUUCUCAAUUCAUAGCAACACCUGGUUGUAACAAGUUUUUGUGAUAACCUUUUAUAACAAAAUUUUAAGGAGCUUUCCCCCUCCCUCCCCCGGAACUAUACGAGAGAUAUUCUGUAUAAGAUAUUAAUCUGAUUCCAGAAUUUGCCAAAGUUGCAAGGGCAAGAUUCCACAAGCCUCUGCUGUUUCCUUUUAUCCCUGUGAUUUCAGCAAGAUUUCUUCGUGUAUGAGCUUCUGCCUUGAAUUAAGUUGCUAAAUUUCAUUUAAAGCGUUCAAAGUCUGAAAAAUUUGAGAGUCAACACUAUUCAGUGAUGUCUUCUUUUUAGAAAUAGUCCUUUUUGCAGUUUUGAAAAGUUACAAAGUUUGGAUAAAUGGAGAAAAGUUUUCUGUGUUCACACAGAGUUGGAAAAAAACCAUGUUUCCAUAAAAUAAAUAUUGAAUUCUGUUUUCUGCAUGAUCCUGCAGUACCGUGGGUUAAGGCUCUGCCCUACUCCUUCCACAUCAAUGUCUCUGAAGUCUGCCACUGAGCCAUUCUAUUCUUUUCCAUGAUGCAAAAAACUGGUAGAGGAUCUGAUCCAGAUUCUGUUGAAAUGGCACUUUUGAGGCUGAUGGUUACUUGCAUAUAUGGAGAAGCAUGCCAUGCAAAGAUUGAGAAAAGCAGUUCCAGUAUACAUGUUUGAUCGAUUACAUACUUUUUACCCAUACUCAUUUUAAGAGGCAAAACCAUUUUUGUAUCCGGUUUUCUAUGUAGCUCCUGCUGGUUGGAAUUAAUUUCAUAAAGGAGCUGCCCUCUAUAAUUUGCAGCAAUGGUAUGAGGAUCGCUGUAUUGUUGCUUUGUUCUGUUGUGCCUGCCAUGACACUCAAAUAUUCAGCCUCUAAAGUUCUGUUGUUACAUGACCAGGAUCAUAUGCUGAUCAGUUGUAAGGAAUUAAGUGAUACAACCAUCUACUCUUCACUUGCAAGCAUUGCAACAGUGCGUUGACAUGAACCAAGGGGGAAAUCCCUCAGGCUGUGCUGUGACAUACAGUUGUCAUCUAUUUGUUGGCAUAAUUGUAUGAAAUUUUUGAUGGUUGGUUUGAUGCUUUGUAUUUUAUAGUCACAUUUUUCAUUGUUACUUUUAUCUGAUUUUAAACCAAGAGAAGCUUGGUUAACUAGCCGUGAUUGUUAUCUGAUUUAAUCUCUAUUACAUCUUUAGUUAUUUGUUCAUUCAGUAUUUGGUUCAUUUCACUUAUCUUUGAAUUACAAUUCUGUUAUUUGCUUUGCUUGUGGUAGAGUUAGGUUAUAGAUAUUCCAUGGCGACGCCAUAAACUUGGGAAAGAUUUGGACAUAGUCACCACUAUAUUUUCUCUGACCAGAAAAGUUGGUAUAUUGGCUAUUAAAAUGGAUUUGAAGUAUGAAUAUGAGACCUCUGAGACCAUGUAGCUACUGUUUUCUCUCUUCCAUUUCUCAUUACCUCCAGUGAUUCAAGGAUAUUAUGAAAAAUUCAUCAAAUUUCAAAAUAGGAAGCCAAUCAGUACAUUUCUAGGUGUUGGUUUUUUGGCUAGCUUGUAGAAAUCUUACAUUGCAAUUUGAAGUUUAAUCUGAAAAUAUGGGAUACAGCAUUUUAAAAAAAAUCUCAGUGGAGAUUAUGGAUCUCCAUGUAAAUAUGUGUUCCUUGCAGAGGAUGUGGCCCACAUUUCAAGAAACUCUAGCAAUGCAUUGCAUGUCUUAAAUUUAUAAUGAAACAAUUUGUUUUCCUCUUCCUUCUGUUGCUUUACAUUUCCUGCAAUAUCCAGAAAAAUUUGGAAAAGAUAGUGUGAAAAGCAAAACUUCUAAGUUAACUGGCUGCUGCUAACACUAUCUGAUUUGCCUCUUUUGAAAUUGUGUUGUGGGAGAAAUCCAGUUAAAGCUGCCAACCCCUUCACUGACUCAGGACAGGAUAUUUAAAGCCAUACAUUCUUCUUGCAGCAUUAGAAAUAGAGAGAGUCGUAAAGUAGAAAUAGGCCUGGUAACUGUUGACAUAUUUAUUCUGGUUAAAUUAUAAGAAUUGUCCAGGAGAUGUCUUGCCAAUAGAGGUCAGAUUAAAUGUGUCAGCAGUUGUUGUACCAUACAUAGAUGGCCAGAAAUAAAGAGGGAGGUGUAUGCAGCCAGUGACCAUGUAAGAUUGGUCAGCAGUUAUUUGAACAUUCGUCUUAGAAUAUUGUUGUUGGACAAACUGGCCAACAGUCAUUUUCAGGAAAUAAGUGAAAGCAAGUCUGGGAGAACUGAUGUAGGCUGAUAGGCUGCAACCCCCCUCCCCAAGGCUAUUACGAUUUUCUAAGACCUAUAUUAAGUCAUUAAAAGGUUGACAUUUGAGGUUUCUAGGCACCAAUUCCACAUGCCUGAAUGUUGUACAUAUGUUCCAGUAAUUCAUGAAUAGGUGCUGCUAAGUGAGAUACAGUUUUAGCUGAGUUGUCACCCAGUUCAAAAAGCAGCAAACAACUCACUGGAGAAAAUUUGAUCUCUUUUUUACAAUUAUCCUUCAAACAAAUUUACAUUAUUCCAGACUGCUUUUUAUUUUUAAAAAAUUUGAAAAAAAUUAUAUGAUCUGCAUUUAACCUAUGAUUUGUCCUAAUGUAUGCAUUAUCUGGACUGCAGAUAAUGUAGAAUAUAACUAGUUUUGGAGCUUUGUUUGUUAGUAUCUUAAUCUUCACUAAAAAGUUAUAACUAACAAACCGUUGAUCUUUCCAAGAAUUUGGAAUAAAGAAUAAAACUUUGUGUCAGAUACCAACAAGUUAUGCAUACAUUUCCACUUCCGGCUGGCCACUAGAACUGGAAUGGUUUAGUGCCUAUUAAAAGUACUUUACCAUUGCCUUAGAUUAAAACAUCUCAGGCUAUCUGAUAUGGGGGAACUAAUGUCCCAGUAACAUAUUUGUAUCCAUUUGUGGCCAUGCUUUCUGUUCUGGAAGGUCUCCCCCAAUUGGCAGCCUAUGGUUUAUGAAUCAACACUGGCCAGAGACCCCCACCACUUUGAAUUGCACUGACUUACAUGAUUGAGGAACACAAGGCAGGGCAGUAGAGAAGGAAAAGCCUGAAACUGCUGCUGUUGCACUGCAGCAUCUCGAUGCGGCUGAGCAAACAAAGGCCAUUCUUUUUUUGGUGGGUCAGUGAAUACAAUGUGCAUGCCUAGCUGAUUUUCUUGUGCACGUAGAUUGUUUCCCGGCUCAUUUAAUCAAAAGGCAAUCCUGUAGACAUAGAGCGGUAGUGUGUUCAUCAAAGCUUUGUGGGGUAUUUGGUGCAUAUCUUAUAUCAUUUGUGACACGAGAGACUUAGUCCUGCAAAUUGCUUAAUUAUUUUUAACCCAACAUUCACUGUAUAUUUCUCUGCAAAGACAGAUGUCUGAUUAUUAAUAGAACCAAACAUGUAAAUAAGCUUUUAAAAAAGUGAAAACACCCACAAUUGUGAUAAAAUCUAUACAAUUUUAUUUCUGUUCAUAAAAUGGCUACUAUGAUUACUUGAAUCCCCCUCCAAUCUACUUAUUCUCAGUUCCUAUUAAGAUAAUCUUUAGAAUCUGGAUUACUGCUGCAACAUUGGCAUUUGUAAAGUGUUGGUUUCCCUGUGAUCAAAAAUUAACAGUGUUUGAAGUAUACUUUAACAAGUAGUUCAUAGAGCUUGGGUGGUCACUUUUUUCCUGGUAGCAUAGAAAAUUCCAUAUUUACUUAUCUUCUGCAUGUAUGAGAAAGUAACAGGAAAAGCUAUCCUUGCAUAAGCCAUGUCCAUGUUCUGCAAUGAUACUGAUGGUAACAUUGAAAAAGUUUAUAAUUCGUUAAUGUUAGUUUUGUCUUGGUCUGAGAUUAUUUUUCACCUGAGAUGGAAGAGAGGUUUCAUUUUGAGAGCUAUUAAUUAUUGCAAAACUAGCAAAGGUUCCCAGUUUCUCAUGUGUUGGAGUUGUGCUUAUAGUGUGAUAUAUAAAAGACAAAGCAAUGUUACAGUGUUGAGAAAGUGGAAGAUUUUAUAUCUGUCUGCUGUAAGUGAAAUAGGCGAUAUGCUUCAUAUUCUGGAUGAAGCUUUUAAACUCUGUCAUCUGCUUUGUCGUAGCAGUUGCUCAUGCCAGCUUUUAUUGGCAGUUUAGUUUAUUUUUGUUUUUUGUUUUGCAAAGCAGAUUAUUUUUGUAAUCUGACUUUUCUACUUUUAAAAAAUAGGACCUAUUGUCCUGAAUUAUAUGUAAUACUUAGGACAACUACCAUCUAGGCCCUAGGGACUGAAGAUAGUAUUGUAGGCUGUGUGCACCUUCCUAUUGAUUAGUUUGCCACCAGUUGAUUUAAAUGGUACUGCUUGCUACAGAUAGAUUUAAACUGAUUUACAUUAAGCCUAAGACAACAAUAGAGUACAUACUUGUAGGGCCCAUUAAUAUCCAUGGCAAGUUUGAUGUGUCUACUUAACAGCUUAACAAACUUGAAGCUAUCACAGAGAUACAUACAUGUUAUCUUCUAAUUUCAUAGAUAAAUAACAGAUUACGAUAAAUGAGAAUGCUUUGUUGAAUAGCUUCAUUAGACAAAGUUUGCAUCUGUGUGUGUGUGCAAGAUUACAAAGUUACUACAUUUCAGUUAAAAUGUUCAUUGAUAUACAACUGGAUUUUAUGCAUAUUAAUGUGCUAAAAUUUGAUAAAAUUUUAGUCUUUUGUAAUUUUUCUAUGUUGUGAAUACAACUGCAAUUUUUAUAGGUGAUUUACAAUAAUGUAAACGUUUUCAUAUAUUUUCAAAUAUAAUGUUGGCUGGGGUUCUAAAAGAUAACUUUUUAUGCAUGUUUGGAAGAUAUUCCUAUCCAAUAUGUAGUGAAAUGGUUUGCUAAGUAAUCCCAUCACACAAACACCCAUUAUUGCAUUGUGAAGCAAAACAGUUGUGUCUGCCUGGAUUUGGAGUACUGAGAAAUGGUAUCAAAUCACUGAAGUCUUCAAAAUGUUCUUAAUGAACCUGGAAUGCAGUAAUAUAUUAGUACUAUUAAUUUAUAUGGAUGUGUGUUUGCUUUAAUUCCAUUAUCAAUAAAACAUUAUUUCCUUG
Messenger RNA from Anolis carolinensis (green anole), 10597 nucleotides. It is a transcript of the gene hacd2, whose product is annotated as 3-hydroxyacyl-CoA dehydratase 2. Bases 63 to 839 code for a protein of 258 amino acids. Gene Ontology annotation, cellular component: endoplasmic reticulum membrane. Gene Ontology annotation, molecular function: 3-hydroxyacyl-CoA dehydratase activity. NCBI's taxonomy places the organism in Eukaryota, Metazoa, Chordata, Lepidosauria, Squamata, Anolidae. The record is from RefSeq and is a predicted model, not a curated record. Gene Ontology annotation, biological process: very long-chain fatty acid biosynthetic process; sphingolipid biosynthetic process; fatty acid elongation. The transcript is spliced from 7 exons.